UAAGGUUGUAACUGGAUGGUGGCAUGCUUUAUGGUUUGUAUGCUGCAAAGCUGACUCUGAAAAGCGUUCAAAAAAGAAAAAAAGACAAGAAAAAAAUAUUUUAGAGCAUGUGCAUGGUUGUUGCCAUGUGCUCCAGUCAAAAAGUAUUUCUAACUGAUCCGGGGAAAGGGGGUGUGGCACCCUGCAAGCCACUCUCGUCCCCCCUCUUUGAUGGAGUGGUUGCAUAACAUCCAGCCAGUAGGUAGCCCAACUCUGAUUCUAUCAUCUCACUGAGUUGUCCUGCACGUGCGCGGGGGUGUGUAUGUGUCGCUCUCUCUGCCUCUCCACGCCCCCCAUCUUUCAUCCCAGUGCUCCCAUAGGUUCGAUGCAAAGGUAACACAGAGACUGGGGGCUCUAUAAAGAUCCACUUUGUUCACGCGGCUUCUUUGCUCGUUUCAUUUCUUCGGUCUUUCUCGUUUUUCCAUCACUACACACACGCCAAAAUGCCCAGCAGGAGGAAGAAGAACAAGCGUCGCAUGAGGAGGGUGCAGGCCCAGAGGAGAGCCCUCGAGGAGCAGCAUGCAGCCAACCCCCCAGUCAAAGCGAGUCCCGGGAUCGCCGUGUGUGCGCCCCCUGCAGCAGCCCCAAAGAAAGCAGCUCCAGCACCAGUUGCAGCUCCAGCUCCAGCUCCAGCUCCAGCACCAGUUGCAGCUCCAGCUCCAGCUCCAGCUCCAGCUCCAGCACCAGUUGCAGCUGCAGCUCCAGCUCCAGCUCCAGCACCAGUUGCAGCUGCAGCUGCAGCUCCAGCUCCAGCACCAGUUGCAGCUCCAGCUCCAGCUCCAGCACCAGUUGCAGCUCCAGCACCAGUUCCAGAAAAGAUCCCAGAGAUCGUCCCCGUUGCUGUCCCUGUUGUGCCGACCCCCGUAGUAGAACAAGAACCUGUCGUGCAAGAACCUGUCGUGCAAGAACCUGUCGUGCAAGAACCUGUCAUAGAGCCCGUCCCAGUCGAGGCAGCGGUGCCAGAGCCUGAGGCUGUAGUGCUGGAACAGACUCCCGCAGAAGUUGAGGUUGAAGUCCCAGCCCCAGUCACUGAAGAAGCACCUGUCAUUGAGACUCCACCUGAGGAGCCCUCCAUAGUCGAAGCUGCGUUAGAACAGGAGGCUGAACAUAUCAUUCCUGAAACAGAACCAGUAACAGAGGUUGAACCUCCAGCUGAGACUCCAGCGGCGGCCCCUGUUGAGCCCGAGAUUCAGACAGAAGAGCCUACAAUCAUAACCACAGAGACUGAACAGACGCUUGACGUCUGCGAGCCAGAGACUGAAGUGAAGACCGAAGAAGCAGUCGCCGAGGUUGAGGUGGAAGUGUCGGUCACAGAAGGUGUCGCCGCGCCAGAGCCUGUAACCGAAGCUGCUGAAGAACCAGUGGUAGAAGCACCCACGAGUGACCAAGUUCCUGCUGAAGCAGAAUCUGCGACACAGGAAGUGGUUGCAGAAAUAGUUGCGGAACCAGUGGAGGAGGACAUUGCAGAGAUACCUGAGCCACAGCAGGUGACUGAAGCUGUCGUCAGUCUUGCAGCUCCAGUGGAGAGUGAAGAUGACGAAGCUGAAAUAGAAGUGUUGGCUGAAGAAGAUGCACCUGAAGUCCCGGCUGAGCCUGUUGCAGUCACAGAGGAUGCUCCUGCCGAAUGCGUGGAACUCCCAGAGGUGCCAGUCAUCGUCCCUGCGGCUCCGGUAGAAGAGAUUCCUGACACCCAGGACAUUGCUGACAGCCUGGUUGAUGACUUUGUUGUCACAGAAUCCGUCUCAGCCGUGGAGGACGCCAUUGCUGAGUCUGCCGCUGUCCAGCCGGAAAUUGAGGAAGUGAGUGACACCCUCAACAUCCAGUCAGAACCUGUUGAUGUGAUGCCAGCUGAGCCUGAGCCUGUUGCUGCCCCUGCAGAAGAAAUGGUCAUUGACGCCACUCCUGAGCAGACAUGUUUGGAUGUGCUGUCAGAAGAGCCUAAGCCAGAAAUUUGUGACAUGCCAUGUCAGAUGCAGCUCACUGUGGAGUCUGUGCAGCUCAGCUCAAUGGAGAUGACAGUGGAACCAUCGCUGAAUGGACACAUUGUUCCAGAGGUCUCUAUUGAGGGCUAGAUGCACAUCACGCAGCUUCGAAGACCUUCUUUUUGUCUAUUCCCCUUUGGCCAUUUGGAGGACUCAAAGUUUUACAGCUGACCGUGUUCAUAUUUUAGGGCUUACGCCAGGAAAUCGAAGGGACAUCCACACUUUGAAGUGCCUUUCCGGCCCUGGUUCCUGUCAAAACACCAAACCAGAUGCCAACAUGCCAAAACCUGCUGCAUUCACGGCAGCAGAACAGACUGUUUGUCAUAAGUGUGCAGAAAUGGAAACCUAUUGUGGCUCGUUUUUUUUUUUUUUUUUUUUUUUUUAAAAUCCGUAAUUCUUCCCGGAACGCGUGCAGUGAGUUUGCAUUAAUGGUGGACGCAGAGGUGCUUGAGAGAUGGAGAUUUCUUUAAUAAAUAAAUGGCAGUGCCUGAUGUUUCUUAGCAUGUUCAUCUCUCCAGCACAUUGGCUUCCACACUGCAAACACUCACUGCAUGUGAAAACUGUAGCGUCAACGACUGUGGCUAUAGUUGUACUGGGACCUGUAUUCAUAAGGGUGGGAGGGUCGAUUUUUGUUUUUUUUCUUUGUUUCACAUUUCAAAUGCGCUUUUUACACUCAAAGAGAUGCAUCUACAAACUUCCCCCAGCCUCCAUUUCUGUCCUCGUCUCUGUCCUGCAGUUCUCCUCUCCGCCUCAACUAAGUGCCAAAGCUAAGGCUAGUGUGACAUUUGAACAGAGUUUUAGAGCUUAAUGGCCACUUGAAAAUGACAGUUGGAGGGGAUGAGCUGAGAGGUCACUUUAUUUUUUUUUUUUCUCCUUCACUUUUUUAUUUCAUUUUGUAUCGACCGAAUCAUGUGCUACAGUUUUGUGUUCAAAGUCUGUGAUCUGGAGGGGAAAUGUAAUGUGAUCUGGUGAUGGGGGGGGUCACUGUUUGGCUGGUGUCGAGCUGACUUGGUCCACCUUUGGAAAUAAAGCUGUAACUCAUUGUAACGCAGGA
Molecule: messenger RNA, 3075 nt
Organism: Epinephelus fuscoguttatus (brown-marbled grouper)
Lineage: Eukaryota; Metazoa; Chordata; Actinopteri; Perciformes; Serranidae
Product: calphotin-like
Exons: 12
Coding region: 483-2111 (542 amino acids)
Source: RefSeq, a predicted model, not a curated record